AGCUUGUAUAAUUGAGCUUUACGCGCUCGUUGAUACGAUCAGUCAUGUCUGCGGUUGGUACCCUCGCUUUUGACGAAUUUGGUCGUCCUUUCCUCAUCCUCAAAGAUCAGGAAAAUCAAAAGCGGCUGGUUGGCAGUGAAGCCAUCAAGUCGCACAUUCUUGCCGCGAGGAGUAUCGCCAAUACGCUGAAAUCGUCCCUUGGCCCGAAAGGAUUGGAUAAGCUUAUGGUUUCUCCUGAUGGUGAUGUUCUGAUCACGAAUGAUGGAGCCACUAUUCUCAAAAACAUGGACGUUGAACAUGAAAUCGCCAAGCUCAUGGUUCAGCUUUCCCAAUCUCAAGACGACGAGAUUGGCGAUGGAACAACUGGGGUCGUCGUUCUGGCUGGAGCCUUGUUGGAAGCAGCUGAAGAUCUGAUAGACCGUGGCAUUCAUCCCAUCCGUAUUGCGGAUGGUUACGAAGUAGCCGCUCGCAUGGCGACAGCGCAUUUGGAAUCGAUCUCGGAGAAUUUCGUUGUUGACAAGAAUAAUCUGGAACCUCUUAUUCAAACUGCUAUGACUACGCUUGGGUCAAAGAUUGUCAACCGUUGUCACCGGCAAUUUGCUGAAAUCGCCGUGAAUGCUAUCAUGAGUGUGGCUGAUUUGGAAUCGAGGGACGUCAACUUCGAAUUGAUCAAGGUACAGGGUAAGGAAGGCGGUCGCUUGGAGGAAUCUAUGCUUGUGAAAGGUGUUAUCGUUGACAAAGACUUUUCCCAUCCUCAAAUGCCGAAGGAAUUACGUAACGUGAAACUCGCAAUUUUGACCUGCCCGUUUGAGCCGCCGAAGCCGAAGACGAAGCACAAGUUGGAUGUGACCAGCGUAGAAGAUUACAAAGCGCUCCGACAAUACGAACAAGAUACAUUCGCCGAAAUGGUCGAUCAAGUGAAAGCUGCCGGUGCGACGUUGGCUAUUUGUCAAUGGGGAUUCGACGACGAAGCUAAUCAUCUGUUGCUUCAGAAGGAGUUGCCUGCUGUUCGUUGGGUCGGCGGUCCUGAGAUUGAGCUCAUCGCAAUCGCUACGGGUGGAAGAAUCGUGCCGAGAUUCCAAGAACUCACUCCUGAGAAGCUCGGAGCUGCUGGAUUGGUUCGUGAAGUAUCGUUUGGAACUGUGCGAGAAAAGAUGCUGGUGAUCGAGGAGUGUCCGAAUUCCAAGGCCGUUACUGUGUUUAUCCGCGGAGGAAAUAAGAUGAUAAUUGAAGAAGCCAAGAGGAGUCUGCAUGAUGCCCUUUGUGUUGUGCGCAAUCUGGUUCGAGACAACAAGAUCGUUUACGGCGGUGGAGCUGCUGAGCUGUCUUGUUCGUUGGCUAUUGCUCACAAGGCUGCCGAAGAAUCGGGCAUGGAACAAUACGCGUUGAGAGCUUUCGCUGACGCACUGGAAGCCAUUCCUAUCGCGCUUGCCGAGAAUUCGGGAUAUUCCCCGCUGGAAGCUGUCACUGAAAUCAAAGCUCGUCAGGUGGCUGAGAAAAACCCGGCUUUGGGCAUCGAUUGUCUUUACAAGGGAACAAAUGAUAUGAAGACCCAGCACGUGGUGGAAACACUAUUGGCGAAGAAGCAGCAGAUUCUGCUCGCUACGCAACUUGUGAAGAUGAUCUUGAAGAUUGAUGACGUCCGCACUUUCCUUCCGAAGGGCUAAAAACCUGGAGGUGGAGUUGGAUGCUCCCGUUCCACACUCAUGCUAACAAAAGGCCGUUAAAUUUUCACGUUCAAGGGCUUUUUAUUUGAACACACAUCUGCUUACCCUGUGUUCCUUUUUUUGUCAUUUUCGAAUUCAAUCUCGUUAAAAAUUGUUUAUGUUCCGCGCGGCCUUCAUGGAGUAAUAAUAAUAAUGUGCCGGCUUCGGGAGCCCAAGAAAA
This is a messenger RNA of Notodromas monacha, 1887 nucleotides long. The record is from the annotation of a GenBank genome assembly. Lineage: Eukaryota; Metazoa; Arthropoda; Ostracoda; Podocopida; Cyprididae.